Rosa chinensis is the source of this 1396-nucleotide messenger RNA. RefSeq names its product stemmadenine O-acetyltransferase. The transcript is spliced from 2 exons. The record is from RefSeq and is a predicted model, not a curated record. The coding region runs from base 1 to 1308 and encodes 435 amino acids. Lineage: Eukaryota; Viridiplantae; Streptophyta; Magnoliopsida; Rosales; Rosaceae.
AUGGAUACACAGAUGAAGGUUGAAAUCAUUGAGAGGAAAAUAAUUAAGCCAUCCUCCCCAACUCCUCAUCAUCUUAGAAAUUUUGAGCUGUCAUUUUUCGAUCAGAUGGCAAUUACAAUUUACACUCCACUCCUUCUCUUCUUUCCAAAUACUACUUCUAGUAAGCUUGAAAUAUGUGAGCAUCUAGCAGAAUCAUUAGGUAAAACUCUCACUCACUUCUACCCUUUAGCAGGAAGAAUUAAAGGUAAUACAGUGGUCGAAUGUAAUGAUGAUGGAGCUGAAUUUGUCAAAGCGAAAGUCACCUGUUCCUUAUCAGAUUUUCUAGAAAAACCAGAAGCCGAGAUAUUAGAACAGUUCCUUCCAGCUGAGAUUUUAUCCAAGGAGGCAGGGACUGGUCCUUUGCUUCUUGUGCAAGUCAACUUGUUCGAGUGUGGUGGAAUGGCAAUUGGGUUUAGCAUUUCACAUAAGAUUGCUGAUGCCUCCACACUGUCCACAUUCAUCAAUUGCUGGGCUCAAGUAACAAAUACAACCAGUACUGAUAGUGAGGUAAUGCUUCCAGAAUUUGGUUCGGCAUCUCUCUUUCCACCACAAGAUUUCUCUAAUGACUCACAGCCACCAGCCCGAGUAUACUCCAAAAAGAACAUCAAUAUAACAAGGAGGUAUGUGUUUGAUGCCUCAAACAUUUCUGCUCUACAAUCUAAAGUGGCUAGUUCAGCUGUGCCACAACCUACACGUGUAGAAGCGAUUUCAGCACUCAUUUGGAAAUGUGCAGUCGAAGCAUCGACAUCAAAAUCAGGAUCUCAAAGGCCAUCAGUGUUCAGCCAAGAUGUGAACUUGCGUAAAAGGGUUGUGCCUCCCUUGCCUGAAAAUUUUGCUGGGAAUGUUGUAGGUUUUUAUAGAUCAAAGGCUGAAGUUGAAGACGGUACUAUUGUGGCCAUAGAUCUAAAAGACUUGGUUUCUAAAUUCAGGGAAGGGAUUGAAAACUAUGCUGCUAUAACAAAAACCAUAUUUGGUUCUGAUGAAGCAUGGCAAGGGAUCAAAGAUAAGUACAAGAACCUGAAAAAAAGUGAUGACGUGGAGUUCUACAGCUGCACAAGUUGGUGUAGGUUUCCUUUUUAUGAAGCAGAUUUUGGAUGGGGAAAGCCAAAAUGGGUGAGCAUUGCUAGUGUUUCAAUUGAAAAUAUUAUUGUUUUGUUGGAUAAGAAUGGAAUAGAAGCAUGGUUGACUAUGAACCAAGAAAACAUGGCCUUAUUUGAGAGCAGUACAGAGCUGCUUGCAUAUGCUUCUGUAAAUCCAAGUGUUAGGUGACACAUGACAACAAAACACGGCCUUAUUCGCUAGCUUUUUUGUUUUCUUCAUGCAUUUGAUCUUUGUCUUUGUACCCUGGAAGUGUAAU